AUGUUGUCCGCUCUUUUCUCAACAGCUUUCCUACUGAUUGGUUUCAUCGCGGCCUCGCCUUUUGAAGCCUCGCACAAAAGAUCAAUCCAAAGUAUUGAUGCUGUCAUUGAUGCAAGUUUCGCCGAUCCGGCCAUCUUCGAGGACACAGAUGGCACAUUUUACACUUUCGCCACCAGCCAUUAUGGCAUCCAUGUACAGGUAGCGAUGGCCAUGGCGGUCAACGGCCCAUGGGAGGUUCUUCCGCUUGACCUCCUGCCCACACCUGGAUAUUGGUCAACGGGUGCACGAGUAUGGGCGCCUGAUGUCCGGAAGAUCGGAGAAAAUUACAUCCUCUACUACAGUGCCCAGAACGCAGAGCAGACAGCGCAGCAUUGCGUCGGCGCGGCCACCUCGAAAAACGUUCUCGGCCCAUACGAAGCCCUCGACACGCCCUUAGCUUGUCCCUUAAGUGAAGGAGGUGCCAUCGACAUCUCUGGUUUCACAGACACCGAUGAAACUCAUUUUGUCGUCUAUAAGGUCGACGGCAAUAGCAUUGGUCACGGUGGUGCUUGUGGGAAUAUGGUUGAGCCUCUAGUUCCCACUCCGAUCCGACUUCAGCGCCUCGAAGAUGACGGCUAUACGCCAGCCGGAGGAUACAUGGACAUUCUGGACCACAUUGAAGGCGAUGGACCAUAUAUCGAGGCACCUCGGAUAAUCCUGGUUGAUGGCGUCUACUUCUUAUUCUUCAGCAGCAACUGCUACUUGACACCAGAAUAUGAUGUAAAGUACGCGACGGCGUCAGCUAUCCGAGGUCCUUAUACGAGGAGCUCUAAUCAGCUGCUGCAGACUGGUAUGCCGUUUAAUCUCACCGCCCCAGGUGGUGCGCAAAUCACAAGAGAUGGGAACUUCAUGGUGUUCCACGCGAAUUGUGACAAUGGAAGGUGUAUGUAUGAGAGGCAAAUUCGGGUUUCUGGAACGACUGUCACAAUAGCUUGA
Molecule: messenger RNA, 975 nt
Organism: Lachnellula hyalina
Lineage: Eukaryota; Fungi; Ascomycota; Leotiomycetes; Helotiales; Lachnaceae
Product: putative arabinan endo-1,5-alpha-L-arabinosidase
Exons: 1
Coding region: 1-975 (324 amino acids)
Biological process (GO): carbohydrate metabolic process
Molecular function (GO): hydrolase activity, hydrolyzing O-glycosyl compounds
Source: RefSeq, a predicted model, not a curated record